This is a messenger RNA of Chenopodium quinoa (quinoa), 3616 nucleotides long. Its product is annotated as putative disease resistance RPP13-like protein 1. The record is from RefSeq and is a predicted model, not a curated record. The coding region runs from base 461 to 1207 and encodes 248 amino acids. NCBI's taxonomy places the organism in Eukaryota, Viridiplantae, Streptophyta, Magnoliopsida, Caryophyllales, Amaranthaceae. The transcript has 4 exons.
AUUAAAUAAUUGAGUUCUCCACUUGUUUCCACUCUAAACCCCCAAAACUUACAGAACCUUUCAUUUCAUUCAUUAAUUUUUCUGAAGUUUUCAACUUUAUUUCUAAAAGAAAGAAAAAAAAAAAAGAAGAAGAAAAGCAAUAAUGGCAGUUGUAGAGAUGGUGAUUGGCCCUUGUGAGAUAGACCAUAUCUUUUUAUUUAUGAAAACAAGUUCGGGUUAUAGUAAAAUGAAGGAGAGAAUUCAACAAAAAUGCUCGUACAUAAAGUAAUACAAGUAAUUGGCCCUUGUGAGUACCCACAUUUUACAUCAAAUAAUAAUUCAGUUCUCCACUUCUUUCCACAUUUCAUUCACAAUCACACGUUUUCUGUAUUUCCAACUAUUCUUAUCUAUAAUCUUUCUGCUGUUUUGAACUUGAUUCCCCCCCCCCCCCCCAAAAAAAAAAAAAAGAAGAAAAGCAAAUAUGGCAGUUGUAGAGAUGGUGGUUUCAGCAAUGUUUAAAGAAGUGUUAGAUAAACUGGUCUCUGAAGGAGUGAAGCAGUUCGCGAAGCUGAUUAACAAAGGAAAGAAAUCUGAAAACAAAAUAAAAAUCGAAGAAUGGAAGGAUGAGCUGGAGAUGAUUCAAGCGGUGUUGAUUGAUGCUGAACGGAAGCAAUUUGAUGAGCAACACGGAGCUGCAAUCAGGUUGUGGCUAGAGAAUCUUCAAGACUUGGCUUUUGAUUUGGAGGAUCUUUUGGACGACUUUGCCCUUGAAGCCCUCAAAAUGAAUCAGGGUAAUAAUGAUGUUCAUCAUUUCAAGAAGAAUGCUCGUGGAUUUCUUCCAACUUCCUUCCAUAAUAUGGUUGGCAGUGUUUUGGCGUGUGGAUGUAGUACUACCCGGCAAAUUGGAUACUCUGGUCCAGACUUUUCAUCAAGGAUUGAUGAGAUAAGUAAUGCCUUGAACAAGAUUCAAACCCGGGUUCCGACUUUGGGUCUCAUAUCCAACAACUUGAGGCUACCAACAUACGCAGUAGAGGUGCAGCAACGAAAGAUGCCAGAGACCUCUUCUUUGAUAAGUGAGCCUCAUGUUCACGGGAGGGAUGGUAGGAAAAAAGAUAUCAUCUGUCAAUUGUUGGAAGAUAAACCAAGUUAUGAGAAUUAUGUCAGUGAUCCCUAUCGUUGGAAUGGGAGGCAUUGGGAAGACUACUCUUGCUCAGUAUGUCUACAAUGAUGAGGAGGUGAAGACUCACUUUGCUCUUAAGGCAUGGGUGUGCGUAUCAGAUGCGUUUGAUGUGAAAGUGAAACGGAUAACAAAUGAUAUCAUCAACUCGGCCACCCAAGGCAAUUUUGAUUGUAGCAACCUGAAUCAAGCACAAGAGAAAUUGCAGCAAGUGCUAAAGGACAAUAAAUUCUUAAUUGUUCUUGAUGAUGUUUGGAGUGAGAAUUAUGAGGAGUGGAACCAGCUACAAAUACCUUUUCUUGGUGCACCACGAGGAAGCAGAGUCAUCGUCACAACCAGAAAGGAGGUCACUGCAGAGUCAUCGUCAUACUUACAUUUUCAUUUAUUUCACUUCUGACAGCUUGUUGAUACAACACUCAGCAAUCAAUGGAACUUCACUCAAACAAAAGAUUAUAAACUGGUUUUUCUUAUAAGACAUUUUCUUUGGCUGGAUAUAAAUAUUAUAUGCAGUAGCUUAAUAUUUAAAGUAGGCUGAUCUUGAAAUUUCAGCAUACCUGCAUUCUCCCUUCCUCUUUCUUGAAGUCAACCGAUCCGAGCUCAUCCCAUUCAACAGGUACAUGACCUUCAAAUGCAACUGUUUGCUCAUAUUAUGGUGCUAAGAACUCAUGUAACUGAAAAGCCUAACAGUAGUAACAUCUACAAUUUUAAGGUACUGGAAAAUUAAGCUUGCCUUUGCUUUCAAUUUAUUUUUAAUUUAAGAUGUAAUUUCUAGUGCUGCUGAUGGUGAUCUGAAAUACUACGUUACCUGAUAGAAAUUUCAACUCAUGGCAUGUGUUUAUGGUUUAGAUUUUUGGGAUUAUUUCUUUGGCUAUCUUGUCAUUAUUCGUGUCUAAACUUCUAUUGCUGAACUUAUUCCUUUGCUCUUUCAAUUCCGUACUUCUAGUUUAAAGGAUACCUCAAGGACUCGAGUAACAUAUUCUUCAGUCUGCCAGAAAAUUAAAGGAUUUGUUUUUAAUCACAAUUAAAGUGUCAUUCAUCUGUUCUUGACUUCUAGUAGUUCAAUAACAACCAGGUUUUCUUCUUUAGGCAUGUGUUAUUGCAGAGUUAUCUCAAAUUACAAAAAUCUCUUGGCUAAUUUAUUGUCUUGAUCAUCCCAAACUAGUAUGCUCUGAUGUAUAAUCACUCAUAGCUUAUUAAUUACUAAUACUCUUCUUUCUUUGCUCUGUUGAUAAAACUUCCUGCUGGUUCCGUUUGUUUUCCUACCAUUACCCAUUUUUUCAGCUACUGAUGAUUUCAACCUCCUAAAGUCUUUUGAGUUAUUCAGCGCCAACUGAAAUGUAGUGUUAAUUCAUGUAUCCAACUUAGUAUUCCAUGAAUAAUGCUUGUUAGUUCACUUAACUUUGUCAAUACUCAUUUUUGCAUAGUUCAAAAAAAAAAAAAAAAAAAAAAAAAAACUCAUUUAUGCUGAUAUUGUAUGCUCUUCACAUUUAUUAACUGGUAAGAAGAUACUUCUUCAGUGUCAUGUACUGUGUAAACUUUUGUAAAGUAAACAAUCACUUUCACAGUUGUAAAUUUUACUCCUUUUUAUGCUUUUAUAGUUAAUCAUUAGUCAUAGACUCGUAGCCAAUGACUAUAAUAGAAGAUAUACAUUAAGGAUGAAAAUUUCACAGCUGCACCAAACAAAGUAUUGUAUUAACCUAUUGCGGAGUAUCUGUAAGGGAAGGGCAAUGAAUUUGACUUCUACAUACUGCUAGUAGGUGAUUUAUAGUCAACGAGGUAUUUUAUAAUUUUCAAGUAUCAUCUUUUUUUUUUUUUUUAUUCUUUUAAACAAUGAGAUGAUUUGUACAAUUUUUCAUCUCAUGUUUGCACUAGAAACUUGUAGAAAGCUAGUAGCAAUAGCAUAUAAUCCUUUGCCUAAUAGCAUUGCACAUACUCUCUUAUAUCAGGUGACAAACAUUAUUGGUUCUACACUACUAGAGCUGCAGAAAGUUUGUCCACGUUCAGACAUUCAUCCAAGGAUUACUGUCAUUUCAUAGUUGCAAAGUGAUCAGAUCCCGGGCAGAGUGUUUUAGUUACGCUGCAGACGUGCCAAGUAGAAUGAAGCUUGUCAAAGCUAGGAAGUUUCGACGCUGUUUAUUACAAUAAGCUACAGUGUGGCUAAGAUACACUGCUAUAGUACCAAGAAGUAUCAGAUAAGCAUAAAUUGGCAUUUCUCUGUUUGAGCUUGAUAGCAACUUUGUUUAGCCAAUAUACUUGAGACCGCUCCAUAUGUUGCAACUUCAAGGUUUGUUAUUGCCUUAAAUUGUUGGCAUUUUUCAUUUUUGAUUCAGAGACAAGUCAUCAGGAUGCGCUUUUUAUUACUAGAGAGACAUAAAUUGAGGAUUUGCUUUUCACUGUCAAUGUAUAUGCAUUUCAUCUGGUUGUUGUUCAAUAGCAACCAGGAUUUCUGCUUUUGCUCCA